AUGGCCACCAAGGAGCCCGUCCUCACCAAGAACGCCCCGCCGCCGCUACCGGGCAUCUACAGCCAGGCCAUCAAGGCCAACGGCAUGGUCUUCGUCUCCGGCGCCGUCCCCAUGGACGCCGAGACCGGCAAGCUGAUUGACGGCGACAUCCAGGCUCACACGCACCAGUGCAUCAAGAACCUCAAGGCCAUCCUCGAGGCCGCUGGCACCACCCUCGAGAAGGUCGUCAAGGUCAACGUCUGGCUCGCCAACAUGGAGGACUUUGCCAAGAUGAACGAGGUCUACUCGACCUACUGGGGCGACGUCAAGCCCUGCCGGACGUGCGUUGCCGUCAAGACGCUGCCGCUCAACACCGACGUCGAGAUUGAGUGCACGGCUGUCUUGUAA
This is a messenger RNA of Purpureocillium lilacinum, 387 nucleotides long. RefSeq lists its product as uncharacterized. NCBI's taxonomy places the organism in Eukaryota, Fungi, Ascomycota, Sordariomycetes, Hypocreales, Ophiocordycipitaceae. Gene Ontology annotation, cellular component: cytosol; mitochondrion. Gene Ontology annotation, molecular function: deaminase activity. The record is from RefSeq and is a predicted model, not a curated record.